Schizosaccharomyces japonicus yFS275 is the source of this 2284-nucleotide messenger RNA. RefSeq names its product fungal protein. The coding region runs from base 306 to 1244 and encodes 312 amino acids. The transcript has a single exon. Gene Ontology annotation, cellular component: endomembrane system; CENP-A containing chromatin; chromosome, centromeric core domain. The record is from RefSeq and is a predicted model, not a curated record. Lineage: Eukaryota; Fungi; Ascomycota; Schizosaccharomycetes; Schizosaccharomycetales; Schizosaccharomycetaceae.
AAGAAAACAGGUGUGGACUAUAGUAUCACCACUACACUUUUGUUAUACAAAAACAUCACUCUUACAGGAUCUGACGCAUUACACUGGGACAGUAAUUUCGCUUUCUGUAAGCGAAUCAGUAAUUCGCAGUGCUGUUCAACAUAUACUGUUUUUUUUUUGUCGCUGUCAACUUGUCACUUGUUGAAUUUCGAUCUUUAUGUACUAAACAACCUGAAUUAAUAUCAGAUUGAGACCUCGUAGGCGUCUACGGUGUUUCGUAUUGGAUUUAUUAUAACGGUUACUCUUUUCCUUCAGUUUUUAAAAAAAUGGCCAGGAUUAUUCGUAAGACUUCUUUAAGAAGCAGAAUUGUAAAUGCUCCCAUUGACUGGGUAAUGCAUCUUGCCGAGAAUAUUGACAGCAUUGAGUGGGAAAAACUCUCUGAAAAAUGGACAAUCCCCUGCGCGAUUGCAUGCAAUUUAGUAUUCAUUCUCAUGCGUAUUUUUGUUCGCAAUAUGAGCUUUAGGCAGCAACGAAGCUCAUUGUUCGUCUCUCAAAAACCUUCUAGGGGCUCUUGGUUCCAGCCAGUGGCAUCCUGCAUUUGCUUUUUAUUAGUACUCAUAAGUAUCAUUAACGCAGGCUACUGUCUGUUUUAUCAAAAAAAGAAGUACACAAUGACCCAACCAAACGCAAUGAGCGCUCCUUCUACACCUAAUGUUUAUCCUGUUUCUAAUCCUGUAUCUCCUGAAGGUGAGAGCAUGUUGCAGCUUGUGACUUGGAAUCCAAGUUCAUUCCAUUUGCAAUUUGCCUGUCUUUUUUCUCCCAUCCAUGUACUUUGUCUAUGGAUAUAUUCAACAUCCUUUUUGGUUCUGUUAUUGACCUUUGGUUUCUCACUACAGUUGUACUAUCUUGGGCGUAAAUUUCAAUUAUUAAUUAAAGACCAGCAUUACCUGCAUCGUCAAGUCUUCUAUGAAUAUGAUAAGAAAUUUGUUGAACCAAGGCUUUCUGUACGGAAACGCGACGUGGCAGUUAGCACUCGGAGCGGACCAGGUUCUGCGACAAUCGAGUAUUAUUCUCCACGAAAACCCAUUGACAGUUUUCUUGAGCAUCGCAGUGCACCAAUGUCUCCCAUCACUCCUUCUACUUCCUCCGCGUUCCGUAGAAGUGCUAGAGCCCGGCAUUCGUUGGCCACGCCCAUUCGGGCUGACUCUUCCAGUAUUCCCUUCAAACGUUUUCCUCGUCUUAGCGAAGGCCCUCGCGAGCUUUAAUGACAUUCACGAACAAAAACAUGACAUUACUGCUUUGAACAUCAGAAGAAAAAGUAUACCCAUUAAGACAAGGCUUUCUAAAAAUGAUGCUAUAAUCGGGCACAAAGAUGCAACCCUCCCACUUUGCCGAUGGCAUUAACACUAUUAUCAAGUUUGAACUUUCGUAGGAACGUGGUCGGCGGCAGAAUCACAUUGGUUUAUGAUAAUUCCUGACAAACUUUACAGAUAUAGACACUUUUUCAUUUUUUGAUUACAUUGCUAUGGUAUCUUUGUAGGUACAAACCAGGCGCGGCCUGUGCAAGUCAUAAAUUGUAUCCAAAUGCAACAUUACUCUUUAUUUGCUUGUUCCUCCAUGCGUUUGCGAGCACGAAGAAUCGCAUCUUCCUUUCGUUUACGGAACAAGCGUUCACGUUCUUGUUUCGUCGAUGGAAACUUUACCGGCUUGUUGUCAGUGUCAACAAAAGAUUCACUGAGCCGAGCAGUCAAAUUAUACUUUUCAAUGAGACUGGGUUUGGAAUUACCAGUAGAACUUAGAGAGUCGUGGCGAUGCUCUUCCGUCGCCUCUUGAUUUACAGGUGCCUCUGCAAAUAACUGAUUCAACGGCCAUUCUGCGGGAGGCUCGGGAAGCGUCUGACGUGAAAGAAUGUUGUCAAUGGUUUGAUCGGCGCUGUUGGUAUGUUGCAGGUCAUAGGCGAUGGCGGCUGCGGAAACAACGGGGAACAUGGUAUGAAUUCUAAAAACAUUGUCUCUGAAUUCAUGACUCACGGCUGGUGAUCUGAAUGUUGCAGGCGAUUUUGAGUUGCUACUAAAUACCCACUUUAAAGUGAAUGCUGCAACAGUCAACAGUACAAUUGCACCAGCUACCUGUUCGGUUUGCAUAUUUGCUAUGUGUACUAAAAAAUAGAUCUUAAAGUAGAAAGAUUAUCGUUAUGUAAGCACCAACGAACUACUCAAUUGAUUAGAACGAGAAUACGCGUAGAAGUCUGCAAAAAAUGACAAUCGUUAUAAGGACGACGGAAGACACGUGAAUACGGCUGUUU